AAUGAACGGACAUUACAUUAUUAUUGCACUGUGUCUUCAUGCAGCUCUGACUUACGUAAACGGCCGUUACUGUAAAUGUCCAAAGAUUUACCGCCCAGUGUGUGGGAUGGAUAGUGUGACAUACCCAAACGAUUGUGAGAGAAAAUGUCGCGGCAUAAGCAAGCAGUCAAAUGGUCAAUGCCCUACCCCAUGUAUCUGCACGCUCGACUAUACGCCCGUGUGUGGAAACGACGAUGUAACAUAUGGCAACGACUGCCAAAGGGAAUGCAAAGGCGUUGCCAAAAAGCAUGACGGAGAAUGCGCCCCUGCAUGUGCUUGUCCUUUCAACUACGACCCUGUAUGUGGGAAUGAUGGCGUCACGUACCCGAAUAGCUGUGCUAUGGAAUGCGCCGGCGUAAGCAAGCAGUCAAAUGGUCAAUGCCCUACCCCAUGUAUCUGUACGCUCGACUAUACGCCCGUGUGUGGAAACGACGAUGUUACAUAUGGCAACGACUGCCAAAGGCAAUGCAAAGGUGUUGCCAAAAAGCAUGACGGAGAAUGCGCCCCUGCCUGUGCUUGUCCUUUCAACUACGACCCUGUAUGUGGAAAUGAUGGCGUCACGUAUCCAAAUAGCUGUGCUAUGGAAUGCGCCGGCAUAAGUAAGCAGUCAAAUGGUCAAUGCCCUACCCCAUGUAUCUGUACGCUCGAUUAUACGCCCGUGUGUGGAAACGACGAUGUGACAUAUGGCAACGACUGCCAAAGGCUAUGCAAAGGUGUUGCCAAAAAGCAUGACGGAGAAUGCGCCCCUGCCUGUGCUUGUCCUUUCAACUACGACCCUGUAUGUGGAAAUGAUGGCGUCACGUAUCCAAAUAGCUGUGCUAUGGAAUGCGCCGGCAUAAGCAAGCAGUCAAAUGGCAAAUGCCCUACCCCAUGUAUCUGUACGCUCGACUAUACGCCCGUGUGUGGAAACGACGAUGUGACAUAUGGCAACGACUGCCAAAGGCAAUGCAAAGGCGUUGCUAAAAAGCAUGACGGAGAAUGCGCCCCUGGCUGUGCUUGUCCUUUUAACUACGACCCUUUAUGUGGGAAUGAUGGCGUCACGUAUCCGAAUAGCUGUGCUAUGGAAUGCGCAGGGGUUGCCAAAAAGCAUGACGGAGAAUGCGUCCCUGGCUGUGCUUGUCCUUUUAACUACGACCCUGUAUGUGGGAAUGAUGACGUCACGUACCCGAAUAGCUGCCUUAUGGAAUGCGCAGGAGUGGCCCAGAAGCAUGUUGGCGAUUGUGCCCCAGGGUGGAUGAAGGGUUGGACAGCUGAAACCAUCAAAGUUUAAUGACGACGAUGAAACAAAUACUGUCGACUUAUUGGCAAAAUUAUUAGCUUGUCAUUGUAUUUUUCAUGAAAUAUUGAAUAUUGAUUAAAGUUAUAUUCUCGUUGGAUGAAAAUUCA
Mya arenaria is the source of this 1425-nucleotide messenger RNA. Its product is annotated as serine protease inhibitor dipetalogastin-like. The coding region runs from base 2 to 1309 and encodes 435 amino acids. The transcript has 12 exons. The record is from RefSeq and is a predicted model, not a curated record. Gene Ontology annotation, molecular function: protein binding. NCBI's taxonomy places the organism in Eukaryota, Metazoa, Mollusca, Bivalvia, Myida, Myidae.